Megalobrama amblycephala (Wuchang bream) is the source of this 2385-nucleotide messenger RNA. It is a transcript of the gene slc35a1, whose product is annotated as solute carrier family 35 member A1. The record is from RefSeq and is a predicted model, not a curated record. Gene Ontology annotation, cellular component: Golgi membrane. Gene Ontology annotation, molecular function: pyrimidine nucleotide-sugar transmembrane transporter activity. Gene Ontology annotation, biological process: pyrimidine nucleotide-sugar transmembrane transport. The transcript has 8 exons. Bases 156 to 1169 code for a protein of 337 amino acids. NCBI's taxonomy places the organism in Eukaryota, Metazoa, Chordata, Actinopteri, Cypriniformes, Xenocyprididae.
GCGUGUGCGCGUACACGGAAGUGCCUGUCUGCUCCUGGUGACGGUGGCUUGAAAUCUUCAUUCGUCUGGGAAACAGAAAUGCAGACAGACGUGUUGAUCAGAAGAUAGCUGAUCGAUUAUUAUUAUCAUUACUGUGUAACCGACAGAAAUCAAUCAUGGCGAGCGAGUCGGUGAGUGUGAUCUUCAAGAUCUACUGCCUGACUGUCAUGACCCUGAUCGCUGCCACAUACACUGUGGCCCUCAGAUACACCCGGACCGUGUCCUCGGACCUGUACUUCUCCACCACUGCGGUGUGCCUGGCUGAGGUCAUCAAGCUGCUGCUGAGUCUGCUGAUGCUGGUCAGGGAGACCGGAGACCUGGGCCGCUGUUGGACCGCAGUGGUCACUCACAUUUUCAGAAGUCCCAAGGAGCUGCUGAAGCUGAGCGUGCCGUCGGUGGUGUACGCCAUCCAGAACAACAUGGCCUUCGUGGCUUUGAGCAACCUGGACGCUGCUGUCUACCAGGUGACGUAUCAGCUGAAGAUCCCCUGUACGGCGCUGUGCAUGGUGCUGAUGCUGAGCCGCUCUCUGAGCCGUCUGCAGUGGUUCUCGGUCUUCAUGCUGUGUGGAGGCGUCACGCUGGUGCAGUGGACCCCGCCGCAGUCCACCAAAGUCCAGGUGGAGCAGAACCCGUUCCUGGGCUUCGUGGCGAUUGCCGUCGCGGUCCUCUGCUCCGGGUUUGCAGGUGUGUACUUUGAGAAGGUCCUGAAGAGUUCGGACACCUCUCUAUGGAUCCGAAACAUCCAGAUGUACCUGUCAGGAAUCGUCGUGACCCUCAUAGGGGUCUUCAUGACAGACGGCGCCCAGGUCUUGGAGAAAGGCUUCUUCUACGGAUACACGCCUUGGGUCUGCUUAGUCGUCUUUCUGGCGAGUGUGGGAGGAAUGUACACGUCUGUGGUGGUGAAAUACACUGAUAACAUCAUGAAGGGCUUUUCGGCGGCCGCUGCGAUCGUGCUGUCCACCGUGGCAUCUGUCAUCCUCUUCGGCCUGCAGAUCACGACGACGUUCAUCACGGGAGCCCUGCUGGUGUGUGUGUCCAUCUACACGUACGGCCUGCCCAAACAAGACACCAGCAAAGUGCUGAAACCCAGUACAGACAGAGAGGACACACAGAAACUCAUCGACGUCUGACACGAGUUCGGAGGGAAAGACAAACUGACACGACGAUCAACACACGACUCUAGACGCUGCUGUUCGAGCAGCCGGACAUGAACUGAACCCAACAACACUACGUCAGGAAGAGUUUUGAUCCGUCUGUGCUGCUGAUGAAGGAGGGUGGAGGUGGGGUUAUGGGAAUGACAGGCCAGAUUUGGUUUUAUGUGAUUGUUUUUUUUCUAUCUAUAUAAUAUCAUUUAUACUAUUGGACUUGAUGGAGAUCGUGAGACACUGCCGCAAGUAACGAACACUGAAGCCUAAACCGUAAACUGAAUAUGGGACAGGUUUUUUCUUUAGAUUGCCAAUUUAAUUUGCUCAAGUGUUUUAAUAUAUUUAUGUAAGCUGAACGUAAAAAGGAUUCCUACAGGCCGACUUGUUUUAAUCUCAGAGCAAAGGCUGAAUCCAGUGGUACACCUCAUCGUCCAGUGUAUGUGAUUAUGAGGCGCUCUGAUGAACUGACGUGUUUCUGCAGACAUGAUUAAAGUCAAGCUCUCGUACUGUAGUGGGUGUUUACAUGCAUCGAGCAUGCUGAAUCCAACACAGAUUGAUAAAACAGUACUGUUCACGUGUGAACUGUGCAAUCCGAUUCAUAUUCUUUUACAUGUGCAUUGCAUGUAUUUCGAACAAAACAUCAUCAUAAUUGCCGUUCUUGCCUUGAUGAUUCAUCUCAUGUUUUCUGCAGGUCUUAAUUCACUCUUACACAAAUUAAGGCCUUAAAAAGGUCUUUAAUCAAAGCAGAAAGUGUCAUGACAUUAAAUGCAAAAAAUUAAUAUCUUCCUCAGUAUUUUUGUUCUGUUUUUCGAUACACAUAUUUAAACAUCUUUGAUACUUCAGAUGCAAAUGUGAAAUUAAGUUUUGAAAAAUCAAAACUAGUUUGUACUUCUGUCAAUUAUGAAAUUAUGAAAACAUCUUUUUGAAUUAAGAUGAUUUCUUCUUGUUUUAAUCAUAAACUCAAUUUAUUUUGAUCAAUUUCACAGACAAAAAUGACUUUAUAUUUUAUGUCCAGUAAAUGCAUCUUGAUUUAAGAAUCUUUUUAUACAGUUGUACUGGAAAACAAGACAGAAAUACUGAGGAAGAACAUGUUUUUGCAGUGUGAUCAGAAGCUACAGUAAAAGAAAGUACCAUAUUCUAGUGGUUUGGAGCAGAACGAUUGAAGCUACAUUUGUAAAAUGAAUUAAAAAGUAAUGGAUAA